AAAGAAAACAAUGUUUCUUGUAAUCCUCCAUGUGAAAAUGGUGGUAUUUGUCGACCUGGUAAUCUUUGUGAAUGUACACGUGGCUAUGAGGGUAUACAAUGUGAUUUAGACAUUGAUGAAUGUGUACGUCUUAGACCAUGUGAUCCAGAUUAUGGAAUUUGUGAAAAUACACCUGGAGGUUUUCAUUGUCAAUGUGUACCUGGUUAUCAGCUUAUGUAUGAUGGAAAACAUUGUAUUGAUAAUGAACAAGCAAGAAAACAUUCACAUUUAGUAUUUCGUGGCCGAGGUACAAAAGGAGUAUCAGUGGCUACACGUUUAACAGAUUCAGCACAGAUAAAUCAAACCAAAUAUUACCCACGCAAAUUGAAUAAACGUAGUAUUCAACGUGUAAUCAAAUACUCAUUAAAAUCAAGUAAUCUUAUUGAUUCUCGUAAACGUAAACAAUUUCAAGACAGAAAACAACAACCACUAUUGUCAUCUAGGUACCAUUUGAAAAAAUUAUCACAAAAAGGUGAUCCAGAUGUUCUUAGGCCUUAAAAUGUUUAAAAAUAUUAUACUACUGACAUACUUAUUACAAUUAUUGUUUUUAGGACGUUAUUAUUAUUAUUACUAUUACCACUAACAAAAAUACAAUAUACAAUAUUUAGCCAUAAAUUCUAUUUAUGUGUUCAUUUUAAUUUAUUUUUUAAAUGUUUAUACAGUAUGUUUUUUUCAAUUUUCGCGGCUUCGAAAAUAUUGAACGAUUGAUUAAAACAAGAGAUAAACUGAAAGUUUGUAUAUUUUACCUGAUGGAC
Molecule: messenger RNA, 794 nt
Organism: Schistosoma turkestanicum
Lineage: Eukaryota; Metazoa; Platyhelminthes; Trematoda; Strigeidida; Schistosomatidae
Source: the annotation of a GenBank genome assembly